AGCGCUUCUGACUGUGGGGCCUCCACCCAUGGACGAGGAGCAGACGGACCUGGAGCUCUACCUGGACCAGUGCUUCGCCCAGGAUGAUCUCACUCCACCCAGGUUACCACUGCUCAGCCCAGUUGUACCUGAUGAUGUGUACAUGCCUAAUUCAUCCAAUCCAAAGAUGGUGUUUAAUUCACAUCUUGAAGAAGUCAAAGAAACACCUGGCCAUUUCUCAUCUGUGGAUCUUAGCUUCCUACCGGAUGAACUUACCCAAGAAAAUAAAGACCAGAGUGUUAUUAGAAGCAAGCAUGAAAUUGAAGAAAAUUGUAAAACUCAAAGUCAGCAAAGUAGGUUGUCAUUACCCAGAGAACAGGACAUUGGUCUGGGCUUAAUAGGCAGCAGCAGUUUGUUGAAUUCCCAUUCACACCUGUACCCUGCUGAUGCUGACUCGGUCCAGCCCUCUCUUGAGAAACCAAACUCUAUGCCUCUGGUGUCUAUAACUCCCAUGACACCAAUGACCCCCGUUUCAGAAUGUUCUGGAAUUGUGCCUCAACUACAGAAUAUAGUUUCCACUGUAAACCUGGCCUGUAAAUUGGAUCUGAAGAAAAUAGCUUUGCAUGCAAAAAAUGCAGAGUAUAACCCUAAGAGGUUUGCUGCUGUCAUAAUGAGGAUCCGAGAGCCCAGAACGACAGCCCUCAUAUUUAGUUCUGGGAAAAUGGUCUGCACAGGAGCCAAAAGUGAAGAGCAGUCUCGACUCGCAGCGAGGAAGUAUGCUCGUGUGGUGCAGAAGCUGGGGUUCCCAGCCAGAUUCCUCGAUUUUAAAAUUCAGAACAUGGUUGGAAGCUGUGAUGUGAGAUUUGCCAUCAGUCUGGAAGGUUUGGUGUUAACUCACCAGCAGUUCAGUAGUUAUGAACCUGAACUGUUUCCUGGCCUUAUUUAUAGAAUGGUAAAACCACGAAUUGUGUUGCUUAUCUUUGUAUCUGGGAAAGUUGUGUUAACAGGUGCCAAAGAACGUUCUGAGAUCUAUGAAGCAUUUGAAAACAUCUAUCCUAUUUUAAAGGGUUUUAAAAAAGCCUGAGUAUGUCAUUCAGCAUCUCACGUUAUAUUGAUUUGAGUGUGCAUAACUCCACACAAACCAUUGUACUGUAGAUUUUUCAUGCAGAUUUUGACUUUAUUUGUUAAAGGAUGAUCCUGUGAGGAUCCAUGCCUAAGAACUGAAGAAAUUUCUUUUUCAAAAUGACACGUUAUUUUAAAAACCGAAAAAGUAAACAUUUCAGAACUUGAUUUAGGGCCUUGCUAGAAUGAUAUUUAAUGUUUAAUCAUUAAAACAUAAUGCUCUGCUCUUGUAAAAGAUGUAGUCUAUCAACAUGUGUUCUUUGAAAAUACCUAGGAAUAUACAGAAAUUUCAGAUAACUACAUCAAAUAGAUUCUAUCUGCAUCAUCAUCUAGCAGGAGAGAAAUGAAUGUGUUUAUUUUUGCCUUUUAAAAUAUUGAGGAGAUGGUCCUGGCCAUUAGAUACAGGCACCUUGAAGGAUCCUGUCAGAAUACAAAUGAAACAUAAAAGUCUGAAACCUUAAGACAAACUAUCCUUUUGUUUGAAAUGAUCAGCGGAAAUGAUUUCUCUUUCUUAAAAAUAAACUUUCAGGAACCAUUCAGGUUUGGUGUAAGCUCUAUUUUGAAAACAGCUUAGGGACUUCUUUUUUGUGUGUGUGCUGUUGUCUUAUGUCAUGGUAUUGCAACAGAUGGGGUAAGACUAAGGGAAUGAAACAAAGGGUUCAGAUUCAAGACCCAAUUAGAUUGUGGAAUCCUCAGAAUUUGAUGGCGAUGUACAGGCUAUCCGGGAGGAUGGGGCUAACAUGACUCAUGGCUCUUGUUCCCAAGUGGUCAGGGAUUAUGUCUUUCACCAAGAUGAGGAAACAGAUUGGUGAGGAGGGAGAGCUGUUCCUGACAUGCCCCGUUUGUGGUGGCCACUGUCCAUCAGUCAACUCCUUGGCAGUUGUGACUCUCUGGGUGUGGAACUUGGGAGAGAAAUCGCAGCUGGAGAAUUCAGGGCAGUCAUCAGUUGACAACCUACCAACAUAAUCCUUGAGAAUCACUGGCCUAGCCUAGGUCAGCUGACCUACAGGCACACUUCUCUUUUUUCCUUCUGUGGUUUGGAGGCAUUUUCAAACACCAGUACUCGGAUUUAAUCCUCCGACUCCCCCUAUUGACCUCCACAGAAAGUAAUUUGGAGUAAUCGAAAUCAGGUUAAAUUCUGACUGGUUCAAGUUCUUUCUCAGAGCAUGGCCCAGAGUAGAAGAAUGUUGGACGUUAAAAUUCAGUUUUCGGAAAGGUAACGUUGGUUUCCACGAUUGUUUCCGCUUGUUCUCUAUUAUCGAGUAAAGUACUUUCAGGUUCCUGUUAAUCCUCGCGACGUCGGGUAGGUGCCGGAUCUCCACCGAACAGAUAAGAAAGAACACAGGUACGGAGA
Molecule: messenger RNA, 2455 nt
Organism: Nyctereutes procyonoides (raccoon dog)
Lineage: Eukaryota; Metazoa; Chordata; Mammalia; Carnivora; Canidae
Gene: TBPL2
Product: TATA-box binding protein like 2
Exons: 7
Coding region: 29-1063 (344 amino acids)
Biological process (GO): DNA-templated transcription initiation
Molecular function (GO): DNA binding; RNA polymerase II general transcription initiation factor activity
Source: RefSeq, a predicted model, not a curated record